AGGGACAUCUGUGCUUUUACAACUACUGCAAAGCAUAAAGGACUAAAAAGAAGACACACAGAGCCACGGAACUGUAAUGGGUUUUUAAAUUUCCUAGUGAAAUGUGGGUCUAUAGGCAGCGCUUUACUAUGGGUAGGCGGAGUCUGCAGGGAGUGGGCCUGCCCGGCGCUUUUUAAUCCAGAUGCUCUCCGCCGUGCACCCUGCGUCCGGCAACGAGCUGACACAACCAAGAGGUGAAAGAAGACACACCACCCAGCAACAUGACUGCACCCAGCAACACCUACGAUGUUAUAGUGGUCGGCGCGGGCAUAUCAGGUUUGAGUGCUGCAAAGCUGUUGAAAGCCAGUGGGCUCGAUCCUGUAGUGUUGGAAGCCAGAGACCGGGUUGGUGGUCGUACCUUCACUGUGCAGAAUAAGGAGGCAAAGUGGGUUGAUCUAGGCGGUGCCUACAUUGGACCGACACAGAACCGCAUCCUCCGUCUGGCCAAAGAGUACGGCAUAAAGACCUACAAAGUCAACGAGCAGGAGAACUUGGUGCAUUAUGUUAAUGGAAAGUCUUACCCGUUCAAAGGCUCCUUGCCUCCCAUGUGGAACCCCAUCGCUUUGAUGGACUUCAACAACCUCUUUAGAACAAUGGAUAAGAUGGGCGAGGAGAUUCCCAGAGACGCUCCCUGGAGAGCUCCCCAUGCUGAGGAGUGGGACAAGAUGACCAUGCAGGAACUCUUUGAAAAACUCUGCUGGACCAGAACUGCUCGUCGCUUCGCCACACUGUUUGUCAACUUGAUCGUGACCGCUGAACCCCACGAGGUGUCGGCUCUCUGGUUACUCUGGUACGUCAAACAGUGCGGAGGAAUAAUGAGGAUCUGCUCCACCACCAAUGGAGGACAGGAGAGGAAGUUUGUAGGAGGUGCGAAUCAGGUGAGUCAGUGCAUGGCGAGGGAGCUGGGAGACCGAGUGAAGCUGCAGUCUCCAGUCUACAGGAUCGACCAGACCGGAGACAUGGUUGUGGUGGAGACCGUGGACAAGCAGACCUACAAGGUGAGUUGAGUAUAUCACCAGUAUUUCCUUUG
Messenger RNA from Pundamilia nyererei, 1069 nucleotides. RefSeq names its product monoamine oxidase (gene maoa). Bases 261 to 1046 code for a protein of 261 amino acids. Gene Ontology annotation, cellular component: mitochondrion. Gene Ontology annotation, molecular function: primary methylamine oxidase activity; flavin adenine dinucleotide binding. The record is from RefSeq and is a predicted model, not a curated record. The transcript has 8 exons. NCBI's taxonomy places the organism in Eukaryota, Metazoa, Chordata, Actinopteri, Cichliformes, Cichlidae.